Molecule: messenger RNA, 861 nt
Organism: Ostertagia ostertagi
Lineage: Eukaryota; Metazoa; Nematoda; Chromadorea; Rhabditida; Trichostrongylidae
Source: the annotation of a GenBank genome assembly
AAUGAUCUUGGUGUGGCGAUCUUAACGAAGAACGAGUCAGCUGUGAAGACGUUGAUCUAUAAUGGGGUGGAUGUCAAUCGCACGGACUCAGUCGGCAGUUUGCCAUUACAUUACGCCGCUUAUGUUGGCGACACCACAAUGAUGAUGAUGCUUAUCGGCUGCGAUACCACACUUGCAUGUAAACUACUUCAAACUCCUCUUCAUAUAUGCGCUAUUCACAAUGUGCCUAAUGUUGCAGCAUUAUUAUUACGCAAUAGGUACAUUAUGCUAGAUAGUGCUGACUCUCGAGGAUGCACUGCUUUACACCAUGCAGCCUACCAUGGUCACGUAGAGGUUGCUGAACUACUGCUGAAAGCUGGGAUUAACAUGGCUGCCGUUGACAAAUUGGGUCGUACUGCCAUGCAUUCGAUGGCAUGUGGAGGCAGCCUUGGAAUGUUGGCGGUAUUACGCGAAGCAGGCGCGUCGAUUACCGUCCGUGAUUUUCAUGGACGAACUGUAGCCCAUUACUCUGCCAUGGCAUCCCAGGCAGACCUAUUAGGAGCUCUACUGAAGAUCGAUAAGAAUUUCAUUAAUGCUAGGGACAAUGACGGGUAUACACCUCUGCACUAUGCGGUACAAAAUGGUCAAAAUGUGAAGACAAUCGAUCUCCUCGUUCAAAGCGGUUGCGAUGUUGCUGCGGCCGCAUGUGAUGGUACAACUCCAUUACAUGUGGCUGCUUCACUAGCAGAAUCAGCAAAGCCGAUAGAGUACUUGAUAGGUUGUGAAGGCAUUGAUCUUAAUGCGAGGAAUGCAGAUGGAAUGACGCCGCUCCAUUUGGCUAGUGAGUGGACAAAAGUGUCACGAGUAGACACUCUUAUCAAA